AUGUGGUUCCUCGAACACGAGUCGCUCUUCGGCGGCAAGCGGGUCUGGCUUCGACCCGGCUCGCAGCAGCUGUUCGGCCGCACCAAGUCCAGCAAAGACAGCGCAGAAGGAAAGACAUGGAAGAUCGACAACAAGGCCGUUUCGAGACAGCACGUCAUGAUCAGGGUGCUCAAAGUGCCACCGGACGCCGGCACCAAGCUACACACGAGGUCGCACAUUGAGAUUACGGAUCUGAGUUGCAGACAAGGCACCACCAUCGACGAGAAGAAGCACCUGAAGAGCAGGAAGAACGAGGACGGGUCGUUGGAAUACGACAAAGCAACACUGGAAGGACAAGAACAUACAAUCAGGCUCGCACUGGGCUAUGCGCCGUUCAAGAUUGUGUGGAAGCCAGUUGUCUUCACAUACGCUUCAAAAGAGAACAAGGAGUCGAAGGCUCGGAGUGCACAGUUGCAUGCGCUCGACAUCAAAACCACCACAGACUUUGUCUUCGGCAAGACGACACACGUCGUAACCCAAAAGCGUAAUCUGCCUCGCGUGCUUUCAGGCCUUGUCGCUGCGAAGCACAUCGUCACAGGCGAUUUUCUCGAUGCCGUAAUUAAUGCCGCUACCAGUGCUAUGGACGGCGAAGGAGGCUAUGUCCCCUCGCAGCUGGAAGAGGACUUUGACGACCGGUGGCCGAACGAAGAGGGCUUUGUUCCGCCCACUGCCACCGAACCUGUUUCACGGCCGCAGGAAAUGCUCAAACCGGACAGCUCGCGCUCAGAGAUCUUUUCAAACCUCACUUUUGUCUUUCUGAGCCAGAGUCAGCACGACAGCUUACAGGAUCCCGUGUCAGGUGGCAGCGGAAAGGCAUUGCUGUUCGAUCUCAAGCCCGGGAAGACAAGUGUGCAGGAGUACGUAGACUACGUGCAAAGCGUAGCUGGCAAGAAAAGAAACAGUCGUGGGAGCAAUGACAAGCUGCCCGUCGUCACUGUUCGGCUGCCACUCACGUCUGACGGCGCUGAUGACUGGGCUGUUACUUUCAUGAACGAUGUCGACAUCGCCCUCAAUCAGCGUUCGAUCUUCCAGAACGAAUUUUUGGACGUCAUCAUCACAAAGGACCGGGCUGCGCUUCAACGGCCACCGGAGAAGGUACGUGAGAUCGCAUCGAAUGCACCCGAGCCAGCCUCAGUACGUCGUUCAACACGGGAGCGAACACCAGCAUCCAGAGCGCCCUCGCAAGCACCUGAGUCGUCAGCAAAUAGGGAAGAGGCUACGAAACCAAACCCUCGCAAGCGUGUUCAUCGUGCGAAAACGACAAGUCGUUUCACAGGCUUCGAUGACUACGAGCCGCCGCCCAAAGUUCGCAAGAUCGAGGACACUGAGAUGGAAGACAAUCCGCAUUCAGUACAGCAGUCUGCUCGAAACGCAACGCAAGCGCCAGAGAAACCGUAUACAACAGUACCAACUACGCAGACGCAGAUGCAGACGCAGACGCAGACGCAGACACGCUUCGCGCCGCCAUCACCCGUCCACGAAACUGUCGAAAAGGAAGAGCAAAUGGAGUCUCUCUUCCCUGCCGCGGCAGAGAUCAAGCGCCGUCGAGCAGCGACACGCGCUCCCUCGGCCUCGGUCGAGCCUGAGACGCAUACGCCUGUUGCUCAACCUAAGAGACGCGGCGUUGAGGCGCUCGAGAGCCUGCAGCGAGCCAGACAGAAAGCCGACAAAGACAUCAACGUCCGAGAGCAGACGCGCCUGCGCACCAAGGAAGAGGAGGAUCGGCGCAAAGCCGACGAGGAGAGCUUGCGAGAGCAGCUCGAAGGGAUUGAUAUUGAGCAGAUGAAGAACCUCGCCGUCAUCGAGGAAAUGGAUGUUCUGCCUCGCGCCCAAGGCAGCAACGGCGACAGCCUACGCACUCCCGCCGAAGCACGAGCCAACAGCAAGCGAUGGGACGCGGCGUGGAACGGGCGCAAGAACUUCAAGAAGUUCCGCCGGCGCGGCGCAGAGCAGGGCGUGGCUCCGCGCAAAGUGAUUGUCAGGCUCGAAGAAGCGCCUAAGCAGAAGGGGUUCGGCGACUCUGGAUUCUUCCUCGAGGACACGGAGCCCAGAGGCAGCGCCCUGGCCAAGAGCAGGCGCAGGGUGGUCGAGAGCGAGGACGAGUCUGAGCCCGAAGCGGGCUUCAGGGCGAGGACGAGCCGGACGCACACGCAGCAAGAGGCUCCCGAGGUCAUCCCCGAGGUCAUCAACGUGGAGGAUAGCGGGCCGGACGACGAGGAGAUUGUCGAGCUCAGGACUCAGAAGAGCAGCGCGCGGACGCAGAGGGUGGCUGAAACGCAGGUCUCCGAGGCGGACGCGAGGAGGAAGAGAGCAGGCGGCGCGGUACGUGGAGCGCCAGCGAGCAAGAGGGGGAGGAUCCGUAGGAGAGAAGAGGAUAGCGACGAGGAGGAGACGGGCUUUCGAUUCAAGCGGAGGUAG
This is a messenger RNA of Ascochyta rabiei, 2457 nucleotides long. RefSeq lists its product as uncharacterized. The transcript has a single exon. The coding region runs from base 1 to 2457 and encodes 818 amino acids. Gene Ontology annotation, molecular function: damaged DNA binding; protein binding. Gene Ontology annotation, cellular component: Mre11 complex. NCBI's taxonomy places the organism in Eukaryota, Fungi, Ascomycota, Dothideomycetes, Pleosporales, Didymellaceae. The record is from RefSeq and is a predicted model, not a curated record. Gene Ontology annotation, biological process: double-strand break repair via homologous recombination; mitotic G2 DNA damage checkpoint signaling.